Messenger RNA from Mangifera indica (mango), 1794 nucleotides. RefSeq names its product cytochrome P450 CYP72A219-like. The record is from RefSeq and is a predicted model, not a curated record. The transcript is spliced from 5 exons. Gene Ontology annotation, molecular function: monooxygenase activity; heme binding; oxidoreductase activity, acting on paired donors, with incorporation or reduction of molecular oxygen. Lineage: Eukaryota; Viridiplantae; Streptophyta; Magnoliopsida; Sapindales; Anacardiaceae. Bases 57 to 1613 code for a protein of 518 amino acids.
GGAGGCUUUAUUACCAAUUCCUUAUUCAAAUUGUUCCCUCUUUAAUUUCCCUGAAAAUGGAGAUUUCAGUAACAUCUAUUUCCUUUUCUAUUGCUUUUACUGUUAUUUUAACAUGUCUAUGGAAGGUGCUAAACUGGGUUUGGUUGAAGCCGAAGAAGUUAGAGAAGUUGCUUCGACAGCAGGGUUUCUCAGGCAACUCAUACAAACUUCUCCAUGGAGACACAAAGGAAAUGUUCAUGAUCACAAAACAAGCUAAAACAACACCCAUCAACCCCCUCUCCCAUGAUAUUGCCCCUCGAGUCGUUCCAUUUCAUCAUCUUAUCAUCAAAAACUACGGAAAGAAAUCCAUAAUAUGGGAUGGCACAAAACCAACCAUAAACAUCACAGACCCCAAAUUGAUCAGGGAUAUAAUGUCGAAGCCUGAAAUUUUUCGAAAACCCAAGAGCAAUCCACUGACCAAGUUGAUAGUGCAUGGGAUGUUCAGGUAUGAGGGUGCUCAAUGGUUCAGAGUCAGAAAGAUUGCUAAUCCAGCUUUCCAUCUUGAAAAGUUGAAGGAUAUGUUACCUAAAUUCUAUUUGAGCUGUAACGAGAUGAUAGAAAAAUGGAAGGCUUCAAUCUCAAACAAAGAAUAUGGUGAGUUAGAUGUUUGGCCUGAUAUUACAACUUUAACAUCAGAUGUGAUUUCUCGGGCAGCAUUUGACAGUAGCUACAAGGAUGGAAGAAAAAUAUUUCAACUCCUUAAUGAACAAAAUAAUCUUAUGGUUCAAGUUAUGCCCUUUUUUCACAUACCAGGAUGGAGGUUUUUGCCCUUUGAAGCAAAUAGAAAAUUGAAAAGUAAUCAUAACGAAAUUCGAGAACUAAUAAAAGGUAUCAUCAGGAAAAGAGAGGAUGCUCUAAAGAUUGGAAAAGCAAAUAACGAUGAUUUAUUGGGUUUAUUAGUGGAAUCAAACCACAGAGAAAUUGAAGAGCAUGGGAAUAAACAAAGUGGGAUGAGCCUUGAAGAGGUGAUUGAGGAAUGCAAACUCUUUUAUUUUGCUGGUCAGGAGACUACUCAAUCAUUGAUUGUAUGGGCAAUGGUUUCGUUAUGUAUGCAUCCAAAUUGGCAAGAACGUGCAAGAGAAGAAGUCUUCAAUGUUUUUGGUAACAAUGUGCCACAAUUUGAUGAGUUGAACCAUUUGAAAGAGGUAAAUAAAAUACUUCAUGAGGCCUUAAGGUUAUAUCCACCAGCAAAUUUCUUAUCUAGAACAACUAUUAAAGAGUCCAAAAUUGGAGAACUCACAAUACCACCCGGAGUUCAACUUUCAGUGCCGAUUAUUCUAGUUCAUCAUGAUGAAGAUUAUUGGGGAUCUGAUGCAAAAGAGUUCAAUCCUGAUAGAUUUUCUCAUGGAGUUUCCCAUGCAUCAAAGAACGAUCAAGUCUCAUUCUUCCCAUUUGGCUGGGGUCCAAGAAUAUGCAUAGGACAAAACUUCGCACUACUAGAAGCAAAACUAGCCUUGGCAAUGAUUCUGCAAAAUUUCUCUCUUCAGCUUUCUCCAACUUAUGUUCAUGCUCCUAUUCGUAAUUUAACUCUAAAACCUCAACAUGGUGCCCAAAUCAUCUUAAGCAAAAUUUAGUUUUGUUCUAUACUUUCUUUUGAUUUAAUUACCUCUUUGUUAGUGUCAAAAAUAAAAUACUCUUAGGGUACGUUUGAUUCGAUUCAAAUUAUCAGUUUGUAUUGUAAAUUUCGUAUGUAUGAAUAAUUAUUGUAUUUGAUUUAAAGUAACAAAAGAAUAUUAAGAUAUUAUUUUAUUUAAA